UUAUUAUUUAAUUAUAAUAUUUACAACUGAAAUUAUUGUUUCCAUUUGAAGAGUGAUUUCGAUGCUUCUUAGGCUUGUCUCUCCCAUUUCAGCACUUCUUUCCAACUCAAGUUUCCCUUUGCAGGAGCAAAUUUCCGGCUAAGUGUAUCCACUCGAAAAUGGGCAGUGAAAGCAAGAGUUUGGUCGAGAACAAGAAAAGUGCUAAUUACAGACUUGCCAAUAUUUCAGGAUUUAAGACGGAUUUAUUGGAGAUUAAUAGCAAUGAGCCUAAGUUACAUGUGUUGUUAAUCCCAGGCAACCCAGGUGUUGUGUCAUUUUACACAGAAUUUUUGGAGUCACUGUAUGAGCUACUGGGAGGGACUGCCUCUGUCACAGGUAUUAGCCACAUAUCGCAAUCGAAAAAGGAUUGGGAGUCUCGGAGGUUGUUCUCGUUAGAAGAACAAAUUGAUCACAAGAUAAGCUUUAUUGAGCAGGAACUUCAAGAUGUUGAAGUACCUAUUAUUCUGGUUGGCCAUUCCAUUGGUUCGUAUAUAUCUCUUGAAGUAAUUAAGAGAUGUCACAAGAAGGUUACAUAUUGCAUUGGUUUGUACCCUUUUUUGGCUGUGAACACUGCAUCCUCUACACAGACAUUCAUUAGAAGACUUGCAAUGUUUCCAGCUCUAUGUACUGCAGCUAGUGCCAUCGGGGCCUUGUUUGGAGCCCUCCCAUCGGAGCUCACAGGAUUCCUUGUAAAAAUAUCCGUCGGGAAGUCAUGGUCUUCUUCUGCUGUUGAGGCUCUAUGCACACACGUUCAGAAGUAUCAUACGCUACGAAAUGUGCUGUAUAUGGCAAUGACCGAAUUUCAGACACUACCAGAAAAACCAGAUUUGGAAUUCAUCACGAGCAAGAGAAGCCAGAUUGCUUUUCUUUUUGGCCUCGAUGAUCACUGGGGUCCUCUACAAUUUUAUGAAGAGAUGAAAAAACAGGUACCCGAUGCAAGUCUUGACGUUGAACGCGAGGGUCAUACUCAUGCUUUCUCCUGCACUGCAGCUGGCUCGAUAUGGGUUGCUCAGCACGUCUCGAGUUUGAUCAGGAACCACACACAACUAGCAAAAAGCAGUUGACAUCGGCUUACAGGUUUUAAUCCUCUUUUUCGAGUUACAUAAGGAAGACGUCUCUCAUUUCCCUGUUUCGUCAUGCUUGCCCAUCAACUACGCUAGUUUACGAGUUAAUUAGCUCAAUUUAGCUCAAGUGUAUUAUGAUUAGAUAAAAGGUCACACAUUAAAUCAAACAUAUGAAGAUUCAAACUAAAAUGUGAAUGAAUGGACCACCAAAAAUUUAAUGCAAUUCCAGCAACAUUCUCACAGAAUAAUUUCCUUUUCACUUGUUUGUUUUCUUGCAUAUCUGAUAAAGAUGAUGUACCUUUUUUCUAUUUUUAUGUGGGGGAAAAAGGGAAGUAUUCACCCUUAAUAAUUCACUAUAUAUAACAUAACUAGCUCAUGUCUUUUCAUUUCAUUUCAUACUACCUUAUUGUAGGACAUAUGCAUAUGACUCGAAAUUAUCGAAUGUACCUUUUUUCGUUUUCUCCGUUUAAUAAUUCACUGAGUGGCUUGCUGGAUGUUCGAGCGUGAGUUUACCUCGUGCACCCCUCAGAUUAGCGAUCAUGAAUUUUUCUCGCCGUGAAAUAAAAAAUCAACGGCUCGUUCCCAGCUUGUUUGUCUUGACAAUGAGAGUUCAGAGAUUUGGUGUUUUGCUAAUGGUUUGAAAUAAUUGGUGCAGAGAGAGAGAGGAGAGGAGUGUUUCCAUUCACUAGUAUUGUUGCUGUCAAAUGAUAGUUACUGCACAAUUUGAAUUCCAAAUGUAGCAGGAAAGUUUAAAUAUAUGAAAUUUGACUAUGUUUCUUUGUAGUUUCA
Molecule: messenger RNA, 1892 nt
Organism: Salvia splendens (bonfire salvia)
Lineage: Eukaryota; Viridiplantae; Streptophyta; Magnoliopsida; Lamiales; Lamiaceae
Product: lipid droplet-associated hydrolase
Exons: 13
Coding region: 159-1103 (314 amino acids)
Biological process (GO): lipid storage
Cellular component (GO): lipid droplet
Molecular function (GO): lipase activity
Source: RefSeq, a predicted model, not a curated record